GGCGCCUCCGCGGCGGCGGCGGGGCGCUGGCGGCUGCCGGCCUGGGGGCUGCCGCCGCCGCGGCCCGCCGACUUCGAGGGCUUGCGCCUCUUCUUCUACGACCUGCCCGCGGGCUUCAACGCGGAGCUCGUGGACGAGCUGGGCCGGCAGGGCCAGGAUGCGGGCGGCAAUUGCGACUUCAUGCUCUCGGCCUGCACGGAAAGCCGCUGGACCGGCAAGCCCUCCCAAGCGCGGCAACGCGGAGCGGAGGUGGUUGUGCUCCAGAAGCUGCUGGCCUGCCCCGACAGCGCCCGCACGCGCGACGCAGGCGAGGCGGACUUGUUCGUAGUGCCGUACCUCGCAGCCACGGACUGUCUGCUCGGUGGCUUCCAGGCGGGCUGAGUCAAGACCCGGUCCGCAGGGGGCCUGGGCUUGUUCGGCCACUUGGAGCACUACAACCACGCCACUCGCCACCGGCACCUGUUCCUAGCGACCGCAGACAUGCACAGCCUGCCCCCGUACAUUCAGGCGCAGCCGCUGCUGGUUUCCCGCGGCGCGGUGUGGGGGCACCGGCCAGGCCACCUCCUCGUGCCCAGCAAGGUCACCGAGGAGGAGCUGCAGCCCGCGGUUUUCGAGGACCUGCAGCUGGAGCAGCGCAGUGUCUUGUUCUGGCAGUACCAGACGCCAAACAACGCCGCCCGCAUCCUGGUGUACGAUCAGCUAUGGCAUCUCGGCACUCUGCCAGAAGAGGAGGUACGGCAGCUCCUCGGGUUCCACGGCGAGCUCGUGCGGCACUGGACCCAGCGCGGCGCGAACGCAACCAUACUGCCCGCCGCCGCGACGGUGGCUGGGAUGCGGCGCGCCAUCUUCUGCCCAGCGCCCCCAGGCGAGAACCCGUCCGCGGGCACCAAGAGGUUGAAGGACGCGGUGCUGGCUGGCUGCCUGCCCGUCGUGGUGGCAUUCGGCACCUCGUGGGGCAGCGGCGUGAGCUGGUGGCGGACCGAGGGCCCGCCCCUAGAGGCCAUGUUGCCUUUUACGUGGGAGAUCGAUUGGAGGCGCCUGGCAGUGGAGGUCAGCUACAGUGAGCUGCAGCGUGAGGGAGGCCUGGUCGACUCCAUCGCUCGCCUCGGCCGUGACGGGGUGGAGGCGAAGAGGUCCUAUCUGUUAUCAGUCCGGGACCGACUCGUAUUCGAUUUUGCGGGAAGAGUUCGCGACGCGUUCAGCGUCUUGAUGGAUGGCGUCCGGGCGGCACUGCCGAAGCUGACCCCCUCGCCCCUCUCCCACCCGCAACUCGGGCACACGUCGGGCAUGGUCUGCGACGUGUUGCCCAACCAGAUGGACACGGUGCGGUGGCGUGGGUCUGACGGCGAGAACUACACGCAGAAGAUUUGGUUCCACCCUUUGCAGAGCUAUCCUGCCAGCCGGCCCACCCUUGGGCCGCCGGCCUGGACCUGGGCCCGGCCUCCCCGCUGCGGGCCACGCGGCUGGCCGUGCAGCGCCCGGCGCUGACCCGCAUGCUGCUGACCGAGAGCGGCACGACCGUGCGCCUGCACGCGCCGCAGGCCGUCAGCCUGGCGCUGGGCGACGGCCCGCAGCGCGCGCACGCGGGCGCCCUGCUGGCCAGCUCGCCCCUGUCGGUGUGCUUGUACAGGAGCCUGCCCGUGGUGAAGAACCACAGACUGGACACGGGAUCCUGGAUGUACUACCGCUCUCCGCCGCAGGGCCCGCACAACGCAACCUGCAGCCUGCUGCCGGCACUGGCCGCGCCGCCACCGCUGCUGUCGCGACCCGUCGCCCGCUGGGAGCUGCUCGUGCAGGGCUGCCGCGCGCGGCCGCGCCUGGGGCGCUUCGGCCAGGAGGCGGAGCAGGCCUGGACCGCGAUGCCGCCCGGGCACGCGCUCCAGGUCACGGUCCACGAGGCCUGCGCCGAGGCGCCGCCGCGGCGCCGCGCCGGCGGCUUCGGGGGGCGCCCCGCCGGCGCGGAGCUGCUGCAGCACGUGCUGGCCGUGCUGCACGGUCGCCGGCGCGGCCAGCCCGCCCCCGAUGCCUUCGUGCUGGUGCCG
Messenger RNA from Prorocentrum cordatum, 2042 nucleotides. Lineage: Eukaryota; Dinophyceae; Prorocentrales; Prorocentraceae. The record is from the annotation of a GenBank genome assembly.